AUGAAGAUGUUGUUUCAAACCCUCUGCUCUUCUGGCAGUAAGUGGGAUGAAGAUCUGUCUGGCAAGGCCUUAUCUCGUUGGAAUUCUCUCGUUCACGACUUAAGGGCUUUAAGUGACAUACGAGUACCGCGUUGUUACUUCCAUGGUGGAUACGAUUCAUCUCCGAUUCAUCAGAUACAUGGAUUUUGCGAUGCAUCAGAAUUUGCCUUUGCCGCAGUUGUAUAUCUACAAACGGAACAUAAAAGCGGUGAAAUUGAAGUGAAUCUAAUAGCAGCCAAGACAAGAGUCGCUCCUAUCAAACGACAGACCAUACCACGACUUGAAUUGUUAGGCGCAACUACCUUAGCAAGAUUAGUUGAUUCGAUUGUGAAAGCGUUGACUUCAAUAAAAUGUAUCACUGUUAUUAUCCUAUGGACGGAUUCAUUUACCACAUUGUGUUGGAUUCGAAAUCAUAAACUGUGGAAGUCGUAUGUACAAAACCGCGUAAAGGAAAUGAGAAAGUUAACUAGUAGUUAUAAAUGGAGACAUUACCCUGGGGUAAUAAACUCUGCCGACUUGCCUUCUCGUGGGUGUUCCUUCCUCCAAGAUACUGAAGAAAAAUGGCCCGAAGAUCUUCAACCUAAAAAAUUGGAUGAGGACCAUUGCUACACCGAGAUAAUACGAAAUCCUCUUCUAAUAACACAUUCCUUCACGUUAACAUCGCUUCCUGACCGUAAUUGCAUCCACUUGGAGAAGAUUAUUGAGCAAGACAGAUAUGGUACGAAGAACAAACUACUUCGUGUCACAGCACAAAUUUUAAGGUUUAUCAAGAAAUCAAGAAAGCAACUAUGCUCUGUUACGUCUGAGUUGAAUGCCAAUGAGCUACUCGAAGCUGAGAAUUUAUGGAUCCGAAGUAUUCAGUUAGACGCGUUUUCUCACGAGUUACAAUGUAUUCGAGCCGGUCGUAAAAAUGUACGAGUUCAACAACUUGGUUUGUUUCUCGAUGAUGAUCAGAUUAUUCGGUGUGAAGGUCGAAUUGCCCACUCUACGUUACCUGAUAGUGCAAAACAGCCGAUUUUUUUUGCCUCAUAA
Messenger RNA from Xenia sp. Carnegie-2017, 1071 nucleotides. RefSeq lists its product as uncharacterized. The record is from RefSeq and is a predicted model, not a curated record. Lineage: Eukaryota; Metazoa; Cnidaria; Anthozoa; Malacalcyonacea; Xeniidae. The transcript has 2 exons. Bases 1 to 1071 code for a protein of 356 amino acids.